CGUCCUUUCACAUUCAUCACCAGCAAACUUUGUAAAUCAAAACCUUCCACUGCAGCAUUACUUUCUAGCCAUGGCCGCCUCUACAAUGGCUCUUUCUUCUCCAUCAUUCGCCGGAAAGGCGGUGAAGCUUUCACCGUCUGCCUCCGAGAUCACCAGCAACGGAAGAGUCUCGAUGAGAAAAACUGUUAACAAGCCAGUUUCGUCUGGCAGCCCAUGGUACGGUCCUGACCGGGUUAAGUACUUGGGACCAUUCUCCGGUGAGCCCCCCAGCUACUUGACCGGUGAGUUCCCAGGUGACUACGGUUGGGACACUGCUGGACUCUCAGCUGACCCAGAAACCUUUGCCAAGAACCGUGAGUUGGAAGUUAUCCACUGCAGAUGGGCCAUGCUUGGAGCUCUUGGAUGUGUCUUCCCCGAGCUCUUGGCUCGCAAUGGUGUCAAAUUUGGCGAGGCCGUGUGGUUCAAGGCCGGAUCCCAGAUCUUCAGCGAAGGUGGGCUCGACUAUUUAGGGAACCCAAGCUUGAUACAUGCUCAGAGCAUCUUGGCUAUCUGGGCUUGCCAAGUUAUCUUGAUGGGAGCUGUUGAGGGUUACCGUGUAGCUGGAGGGCCACUCGGUGAGGUAGUCGACCCACUUUACCCCGGUGGAAGCUUCGACCCAUUGGGACUUGCUGAUGAUCCAGAGGCUUUCGCUGAACUUAAGGUGAAAGAAAUUAAGAAUGGAAGAUUGGCUAUGUUCUCCAUGUUCGGAUUCUUUGUUCAAGCUAUUGUAACUGGAAAGGGACCAUUGGAGAACUUGGCCGAUCACCUUGCAGACCCUGUUAACAACAAUGCUUGGGCCUAUGCCACAAACUUCGUCCCUGGAAAGUAAAUUCGAAAAAAACAUGAGUGUACUUGUUUUAUCGACUUUUAUGUAAAAUUAUUGUGAACUAAUGGAGUACAAUGUGAAUUUUGAGUGAA
Messenger RNA from Olea europaea var. sylvestris, 957 nucleotides. Its product is annotated as chlorophyll a-b binding protein 21, chloroplastic. The coding region runs from base 71 to 868 and encodes 265 amino acids. Gene Ontology annotation, cellular component: chloroplast envelope; plastoglobule; chloroplast thylakoid membrane. Lineage: Eukaryota; Viridiplantae; Streptophyta; Magnoliopsida; Lamiales; Oleaceae. Gene Ontology annotation, biological process: photosynthesis, light harvesting in photosystem I; response to light stimulus. The transcript has a single exon. The record is from RefSeq and is a predicted model, not a curated record.